Siniperca chuatsi (mandarin fish) is the source of this 3775-nucleotide messenger RNA. It is a transcript of the gene ccdc150, whose product is annotated as coiled-coil domain containing 150. NCBI's taxonomy places the organism in Eukaryota, Metazoa, Chordata, Actinopteri, Centrarchiformes, Sinipercidae. Bases 651 to 3188 code for a protein of 845 amino acids. The record is from RefSeq and is a predicted model, not a curated record. The transcript has 21 exons.
GGGCGGCAGCUGGCGGAGGCAUGGCUGGAGAGACGGGAGCAAGGUGGAUGAGUGAGAGGGAACGCGGGGCUGGCUGGAGGCGACGGGUGGAGGACGGGUUAAGAGCAGGCAGGUGAGGGAUGAUCCUGGAGCAAAAGAGAGACACGAUUAGGCAGGAAACAAAUCACUAAGAACACUGGAAUCAUGAGGGAGGCCUGAAGCGUAUAACUAGUGUGAGGAAGGCAGCUGUGCGUAAUCAGCAGGAAGCCUCAGUGAGGAAACACUUUGGUUAUUUUGCGACCAUAGAGCAAUGUCGACACAACGUCACCUGUUGCAAUUUACCAAAUUCUGACCAAAGUGCAACGUGUUUGUAGUUGUUGUUUUACCCAGCUGCCACAAGGUGGCGCAGAAGAUCUCCUGAUAUGGUUUCUGUGGGCGUUUCAGGUUUUAUCAUCUUUAACCAUUCCUAGCCUAUGUCCUGUGAACAAAUUCAUAAUGAAUUAACUAAUGGGCUAGAUUUUCUGACGAAGAGGCGACCAUACUCUGAAAAAAGAAGUUUGGAAAGUAAUCAUGGAUAGAACUUAAGAGUGAGUACAAGUGCACCUACAAGGGCUGUAUGCCCUCACCCACCUCCAACCCAGCCCAGCCCGUACCCAGCCCCCCUUCUAGAUAUGUCCCGCUCAGCCAUCCCGUCCCUCAAUGUUGGGGCCACAGCCCCAGAGGCUCUGUCCUUUCUGCACCAGCGCCUGUUGUUGGCCGAGGAGGAGUCUGAAGCGCUCAUUCAAGACGUGGGUGCACUGGGGGUUUCCAGGGACCAAGUCUUGGGAUCUGUAGAGAAAACUGAUGCCACUCAACGGCCUGUAAGUCCUCUGGAGAGGCGUCGGAUCCUGCUGUGUCAACAGUGUGACUCUCUGGCGAGCAGGGUGUGUCGCAUGGAAAGUCUGCUACAGAUCCUCAAACUCACCAUCUUCCGCCUGGAGACUGAGAGAGAGCUGGAUCCCUCUCACACAGCUCAUCUGAAGCAGCAGCUGGCUGCGCUGCAGCAGGAGAGUGAGGAGGAGCAUCAGGCCUCCAGGAGGGAGGUGAUGAAGCUCAGGGACCAACUUCAGCAGGCUUACCAGGAGAGAGACGAAGCUCACGCAGAGGCGCAGAGGCUGGGGGAGACAGUGGAGACAGCUGCUGCUGCCAAGAUGGAUGUGGCUUUGGCUGCCGAGGAGCUGAAGAUUGUCAAAUUAGAGAUGAGUCAGAAACUGUUGGAAAUGAAAGAGCAGAUGAGGCAGGAGUCCACCCGCUCCGUUGAAGCCAUGAAAUCUCACAGCGAGCUUCUCCAGCGGGUUGAGGAGAUGGAGAGAGUGAUGGAGAUGGAGCGGAGACAGGCUCUGCUGCUGCAGUUGGAUUGCCGGGCCUUGCUUGUGGAGGUCCAGACCAGCCGGCAGCAACUGGAGGAAGAAAAAGACAGAGGCAAACAGCUGGAGGAACACUGUCAGCAGCUCAAAGAACAGACAGCAAUGAAGGACCCCGUUUUAUGUGAGUUGAAAACUGAAUUGAAAAGGCAGCAGACAGAAAACAGUAAACUGGUGAAGGAGUGCAGAGAGCUGAGAGCUGCUGCUGACAGAGUUCAGACCCUGAAUAAGCAGCUGCAAAGUCAGUGUUCCCAGCUCAGUUCUGCCCUGCGUUCACUCACAGUGGAGAAUGAAAAGCAGCAGGCCAACUUAAAGGCCGAGAGGAGUCGUGUAGUCAAGCAACUGCAAGGGCAAGACCUGCUGCUGGAGGCAGCCAGAUGCAACAUUCAGACUGAGCUGCAGGUGGCGCGAACACAUAAAGUUAGCCUGCAGCUGGAGCUAGAGAAGCUCAAAGGCGAACAUGCACAGCUCCUGCAGAGCUCCUCCACUGCACAAGAGACAGCGGCCACUCAGAGGGAACUAUUGGAGCGAACCAUUAAGAGGCUACGGGGGGAGCUGAGCACGGCCAAAAAAGAUGAGGAGGCAAUGAGGAAAGACCUGGAGGGUUCAAAAAAUAAGUUAUGUGUUGUUGUCACUAAGUUGGAGGGUGAGAGGAGAGGUCUGGAGGCCCACCUUGCCGAGGCCAAGCGGGAGGUGGGAUCUGUGAGCUCAGCCUUACAGAGCCAGCACGGUGAGAACAGGAGGCUCAUGAGAAAGGUGGCUGCUUUAGAGCAGCAACAGCAUGCAGUGCAGCAGGUGGACCAGAUGCUGAAGGACCUAACUGACACAAACAAGCCAGCCUAUGAGAAAGGGACACUUAAGAUCAGUGAGCUGGAGACCUUGCAGGGUGUCUGUGGUCCUCCAGGAGGUGUUGUCAGUCAAACGCUUGAAAACAUCCUGGCCUCCCAUACCAGACCCCAACUCAACAGCCAGACCCUGCAGCAGGAGCUGGGGGGGCGAAAGCAGGAGAUGGCCACACUUAAGAAGGACAGGCUGCAGGCUCAGAGAGAAAUCAGGAAACACCAAGUAGAGGUGGAGAAAUUCCAGCGACUCCUGACAUCUACUCACUCCAAGAACAACAGAGCUCUGGACUCCUUGCAGAAGGCCUUAGAUACAGCCAAACUGGACAACAAGAGGCUGGCCCAGAGUUUGGAGCAGGCUGUGUUGACCAACAUCAAAUUACACAGCAAACUGGAGCAAGCCGGAGACCAGUACCAGGCCACCAUGACACUGAGAGAUGAAGAGCUACGCAAGGCUUGGACAAACAUUAGUCAUUUGUCUGAAGAGCUGGGCGCUGUAAAGCAACAAACUACGGGAGACUAUAAUUCUUCCAUGAAGACACUGCAUCGAAAAUUCUCAGAGCUAAAAAUGACAGUUAAGGACUCAUCAACCGGGUCAGGUGACCUGUCCAAGGCCAAUCAGGAGCUCCGCCAACAGGUGUCUGAGCUGGAGUGGCAGGUGUCCAAACAGAAAGCUUGUAUCAGAGAGCAGAGGAACCAGCUGAGGCAGAAGAGCAGAGAUUUACAGGACAACUCUCAGAAAGCUGAGAGGUUUGAAGAGAGGAUCAGGAAUCCGCAUGAGAAAGCGCAGGCUGACAGUAAGCUCCAGCAGGUCAGGUUGGACUCUCAGCAGGUUUUACGCAAACGGGAGGCAGAGUGGGAAAGGUGGACCUCUACCAUCCAACGCUGGGAGGCCAAGAGAGAGCUGGCUCACAUCGCUGGAGGAUCCAAGCCUGCGAGGACACAGCUGAUAACACAAUCACACUGAGUACACAAGUACUUUUACUCAAGUAUUGUACUUAAGUACAACUCUGAGGUACUUUUAGUUUACUUGAAUAUUUCAAUUUUAUGCUACUUUAUACUUCUACUAUUAUAAUAUUGUACUUUUUACUCCACUACAUUUAUCUGACAGCUGUAGUUAUUAGUUACUUUACAGAUUAAGACUUUACAAACAAAACAUAUUAUCAAUUUAUAAAAUAUGACACUAUGCUAUACAUUAAACUUUUCAACAGUAUAUAAAGUAGUGAAAAUGUGCCCCACUUCCACCAGCUGUAACAUUAAAAUGCUGCUUAUGUGUUGAAGCAUCAGUAAUAAUAUUCCAAUAAUAUGAUAUAUAUAAUAAUGGGAUCAUUCUUCCCAACAGGUACUUUUACUUUAUUACUUUAAGUACAUUUUUCUGUAAACACUUUUGUACUUUUACUUAAGUGAAAUCUUGAAUGUAACACUUUUACUAGUGAGUAUUUUUACAGAUUGCUACAUUUACUUAAAGCUAGGGUAGGUACAGCUAGAUUUUGAAAGUAUCCAAUUGAAAAAAAUCCCACCCCCUCCCUUCAGGCCUCCCUCCCUCCAUGAAAU